This is a messenger RNA of Acaromyces ingoldii, 2610 nucleotides long. RefSeq lists its product as hypothetical. The transcript has 2 exons. Gene Ontology annotation, biological process: response to heat; protein refolding. NCBI's taxonomy places the organism in Eukaryota, Fungi, Basidiomycota, Exobasidiomycetes, Exobasidiales, Cryptobasidiaceae. Gene Ontology annotation, molecular function: ATP binding; heat shock protein binding. The record is from RefSeq and is a predicted model, not a curated record. Gene Ontology annotation, cellular component: cytoplasm. The coding region runs from base 241 to 2184 and encodes 647 amino acids.
CCAUUAGCGACAGUGUGAUUCGUCCCCCCUCUUCUCGUUCCUUCUCGCUCGUUCUUCAGACAGCAUUACUCGUAGCAGCUCAUCCACGCCGCGAGAAGCGACUUUCCUACACAGCGAGAGCAGACAGCAGCGUCGACGUGAUCAGACAGGUCGUGAAACCGAUUUUCGAGAUACCAUCCUCACCCUUGACGCAUGAUCGGACUUCACGCAGUGAUUUCCGUCCUAUAGAGAGUGCUCGUUAUGGUCUUGGCUAGGGCAGUCGCGGCGUCGUCUGCCCUUUCGCCUGUUGUUGGGGCUGCGGCGGCGACGGGAGCGCUUGCCGCUUCAUCAACACCCGGACACCGCUUCCAUUCCUCGCGACAGAUCGCCACCAACGAUGCCGUCGGCGACGCAAGUGGGAGUCGGACACCUGCCGAAUCACCGAUCGCUAGGCGACCUCUGAGUUCAUCCAAGCUUUGCAGAAGUACGAGUUCGCCUGCGACAUUCUCUCAUCGACCGCUAGGUGCGUCCUCGGCGAGAGCCUCUCUCGGUGCCCCGGGCCAUCAAAGGAGGCUCUUCUCCUCGUCCUCAAGGGUCGAGGCGAGCGGCGCCAAGGACCCUUAUGCCACGCUUGGAGUCAAAAGAGAUGCUUCCAGCAAGGAGAUCAAGAGCGCCUACUACGAUCUCGCCAAGAAGUUCCACCCAGACACGUCGAAGGAAAAGGGAGCAAAGGAGCGCUUUGUGGAAAUCCAAUCGGCGUACGACAUUCUCUCCGAUGACAAGAAGAAGGCAGCUUUCGAUCAGUACGGCACGACCGAUGGAUCUCCCGGUUUUGAUCCAUUUGGCGGCGGCGCUGGCGGUGGCUCGCCCUUCGGAGGUUUCGGCGGGGGAUUUGGCGGCUUCCAGAGCUUCGGUGGUGGGGGCGGAAACGCACAAGACAUCUUUGAAGGUCUCUUUGGGGCGUUUGGUGGCGGGGGACGAUCAAGAGGUGGCCAGGCAGGAUUUGCUGGCGAAACAAGGGGCGAAGACCUGGACACAAGCGUCACCAUCUCCUUCGAGGAGGCCUGCCGUGGCACCACGCGUAGCGUGACGAUUGCCCCCGUCGAACGGUGCUCGACGUGCACGGGCAACGGAAUGAAGCAAGGGGCAAAGAAGCGCACCUGUGGUGUGUGCAAUGGUACCGGUACUAGGACUUUUGUGAUCCAGAACGGCUUCCAAAUGGCCAGCACCUGUCCAGCCUGUGGCGGAGCGGGUCAGUCUGUUGCGCCGGGAGACGAGUGCGGGACAUGCGAGGGUGUCGGUCGAGUGCGAUCACGAAAGACUGUCGAGGUCAAGAUCCCGCCAGGCGUCGACGAUGGCGCCAAGAUCCGGAUGGACGGAGCCGGCGAUGUUCCCUUGCAAGGCUCUGGACCGCCCGGGUCUCUGUAUGUGCGGAUAGGCGUGCGACCCAGCAAGACCUGGCGUAGGCAAGGCACCAACCUCUACUACCCUGCGACGGUCCCCUUCCACACGGCAAUCCUGGGUGGCAAGGUUCGUGUCCCUACGCUUGAUGGAGACGUCGACGUCAGAGUCCCCGCAGGCACUCAGGUGGGCGAUGAAAUGCUUUUGCGAGGGCGGGGUGUGACGAGCUUGCUGCGAAAGGGCGACAAGGGAGACCUCUUGGUCCAGUUCGAAGUCACGAUACCCAGGUCCCUGACAAAACGGCAAAAGGAAAUUCUUCAACAAUACGUUGACGAGGUCGAAGGGCGAAAGACAUCUCCCCCGCCUCAGCAACAAUCACCGCCACCGCCGCCGCCGUCUUCGGAGCAAGAGGCGCCCAAGGCGAGCAGUAAGGCGGCCGAAGAGCCAAAGCCGUCUUCUUCUGGUGGGUUUCAGGGUGGUUUGAGAGGAAGAAGGUAUGGGGUCCAGGAGGAAAAGAGGUGGUCUGCUCCCUCUUCCUCUGCCUCUUUCCAGCCUCCUCCCCCCUCGUCGCCGUCACCGUCUCCGUCCUCGUCCUCGCCGGCGCCAAGGAAGGACGAGGCAAGCGAGAGCAAGGGAGCGAGUUCGUCCCAGGGUGGAGAGGAGCACGCUUCAUCUUCGAGAAAGAGCGAGGCAGGGAGCGAGGCAGAGGGCGAGGCAGCAGGAGGCGAGGCAGGAGGCGAGAGGCAGGGCUUCGUCGGCAAAGCCUGGAACUGGUUCACGGGCGGUGGCGGGAACAGGCGAUGAUCUUGAUAGACACGAGUCUCCGCACUUCCCGUGCACCUUCCUUUUCCCCUUCAUCGCAUUGUAGAGUUAGAGAAGCAGAAGAGCUGAUGGCAACGCCCGUACUUUCACCACUCAACACAGACCCAUCGCCGUCAUCCGGGGCCGGAGCACAGCAGGAGGAGCAUAAGGCAGGAGGCGACCACGAGAGCAAGAAGGCUGCGCUGGAAGAGGCAGAGACGGACAAGGAGGGGCAAUCAACGUCUUCGAGCAAGAAAUGAAUAGACAGGCCGCGAAAGCCUAGAAACCAGACACUACUUAAUCGUAAUCACCGCUCUCGUCUUAUCGGUAGUCUUUGAACGUAAUGCGACCAGAGAGAGAAAACUAGAGCCUGGAGUGCAGAUGUCGUCUGGGAAAGAAGACAGAUCCAUUCUACACUGGAGAAGAGAA